Molecule: messenger RNA, 4814 nt
Organism: Oldenlandia corymbosa var. corymbosa
Lineage: Eukaryota; Viridiplantae; Streptophyta; Magnoliopsida; Gentianales; Rubiaceae
Source: the annotation of a GenBank genome assembly
CUUUUUUUCAUUUCCAUCAUCCACUCACUUUUCAGUUUACACCAGUCUCUUUCUCCGUUGCUUUGGUUGAUUCCUUUCCCAUUUAAGUAACCCUUCUUUUUUCUCACCCAUCAUCCUAAAUUAUGGCCUCCACUCCCUUUGCUGCUUCCAUUGUUUCUGUUUUGCGCGAUCUGGAGUUGAUGCAGCUGAGGUAUUUUGAUAUAUAUCGUCCUUAUCCUUGGAAUUAUAACCCACUUCGAUACCUGAGAUGUGAGUUAAAGACGCUGAAUGCGUUUGUUGUUCUUUGUGCCAUUAAAGUGGUCAAGCAGGAUGCAAAUCUGGCAUCUUUAUUGCUAAGGAUUGAAGACACUGUAACCAAAUAUGCAGACUUAAUUCAUCGUCUUUGUCUUGGUCGACCUAAUGAUUUGUAUCAUGAUACGGCUCUUCAGUUCCUGAAUGACAUUAAACUCUUGAAGAAUGAAAUGGGUGAAUGGUACGCCUCUGUGAAGGAUUCACUUCUGCAACGAUUAAGCAUUUCUGUUCAACUUAUCACCACAGAUAAUAUCUCCACAAUCCUGAAUUCCAAUCUGGAGAUUCUGGAGAUUGUUUACAUCAGAGAUGUCAAGGAAGCCUUGAUAGAGCAGAUGAGAUUCUUGCAAACUCUAAUCUGCUUUGUGAAGAAACCCGGAAAUGAUUUGUUGGUUCACGUUACACUUGUGGCUAUCGCAAUACAUCUGAUUGUUGUUAAUCCUAGAGCACUUGAUGAUCUUGCUUUUCUUGAUGAGCUUGCGAGAGAAAGGCUUGAACCAUUUUUCUCAAGCGCAACCCCGGUUGAUUCCAAAGUCUGCGAGAUGUACACUCAAGCCCUGACCAACUCAAAGCCGUCGGCGAGAGAAUUGCUAGCUACCACUCAUGGACUGGAUAUGAAAGAUUCUUUCAUGACAAUGAAGAAUUUCCUUGACUCUCUCAUAUCUAGUCUGUGGGAGAUGCUUGGAAAGAAACCGUGUGUAAUUUUUACAAAGGAUCCUGUUCGAGAGUUCUAUGAAGGACUUAGAUCCUUGAGAAACAUUCUCAGGCAGAGGGACCAGCCAAACAACUUUGAGGCAGAGAUUAAGGCUAUGGUUUGUGACGCCGGAGUCUUAUUUUGCUUAUUGUACCAGAAGACUACAGAAGAACGCCUCGCACGUCUUCAGGAUUUGUUGGAAGCAAUCAACAAUUUUCGAGCAAAAGUUGGAGAGAGAGACCAUCAGCUACCACUACUAUCUAACUCUCCCAAGACGACUAGUCAUUUGGGUUUUGUCGAUCUUGUAUUAGAAAAACUUAUGGAUCUACCAACUGCCAGCAGUCAGUUUUUCCAAACCAUCCAUGAAGAACUUGUUUCCAUCAGAUCUUACUUAGGGGACAUUGUGAAGUUGCGAUGCCAAAAGAAGGAACUUCAAGCUCUCUGGGAUCGUGCUUUCGACAUGGUGUACAGGGUCGACGAUCUCAUUGACCACCUGCUAGUUGGUGAUCAUCCAGAUUCUUUUCCAAAAUCAGUUGAUUCCAUCAUAAAUGAAGUCAGGAAUAUCGAGCUAGAAAUCAAAAUCAAGAGACUCAAUUUUGAAGGGAAACUACAGGACUUCGAUGGUCAGCGAGCAACAACAAGGAGUCACAAGCCUUUGCCAUCCAAAACAACUAUCUCAACAGAAGGAAAUGAAGUUGUAGGUUUUGUUGAGGAUGCAACAUCAAUUAUGGAUCAACUCCUAGGAGGAUCAGCGCGUGUGCGAAUCAUAGCCAUCGUAGGUAUGCCAGGAUUAGGCAAAACUACCUUGGCUACAAAAAUUUUCCAUGAUAUUUCAGUUUCGUACUAUUUUCAUGUUCGUGCAUGGUGUGUUGUUUCUCAAGCUAUGAACAAGAAGAAACUGUUGUUUGAAAUUUUAAAUCAGAUUGAUCCUUGCAACGGAUGGUCUGUGCUCGAUGAACAAGAUUUAGAAGAAACUCUAUGGAAAAGGUUGAAAGGGAAAAAAUAUCUUAUACUUUUGGAUGAUGUAUGGGAUAGUGAAGCAUGGAGCAGCUUGAAAGGAUCAUUCCCAGACGAUAAUGUUGGAAGUAGAAUUCUUUUGACAAGCCGUCAUCAUGAUGUUGCUCCUUCUGAGAUGAUGAUCCAUGAAAAACCUCAUUUUCUUCAACCACUCAACAAAAUGGAGAGUUUUGAGUUGUUGCAAAAGAGGUUAGUACCUGGAAAUGAUGGUUGGACUCCUGUAUUAACUGAUCUAGCGAUGCAAAUUGCUGCAUAUUGUAAGGGCUUACCACUAACAAUAGUCCUUGUAGCUGGACUUAUGGCAACUAGAGAGGCAGAGUACUGGGAGAAAAUUCGCGAUGACUUGAACUCGGGCGCUACAUCUGUUACAGAGCACUGCAAAAACACAUUGGAGCUAAGUUAUGAAUAUUUACCAGAUCAUUUAAGGCCAUGUCUUCUCUAUUUUGGAUCGUUUUCAGAAGAUGAAGAGGUGUUAUCCCAGAGGUUGCUUUAUCUGUGGAUUGCAGAAGGGUUUAUCCGGAAAACUGAUGGAAAACGCCCAUUGGAUAUUGCUGAAGAUUACUUGAAUGGUUUAGUUGAAAGAAGCUUAAUCACAGUUGCUCGAAAAAGAUGGGAUGAUGGAGUCAAAGCUUGCCGCAUGCAUGACCUGCUUCGUGAUUUUUGCUUCCAGAAAGCCAGAGAGGAACACUUUCUCCAUGUCCUGAAGGGAUACGACGAGCUUUUAGCAUUUAAUGAGCCAUGCAACCUGCAAAGGCUAUGCAUUCACUCCGAGCCACAACAUUUUAAAGACUCAAAGUUGUUUUGUCCUCGUGCGCGAUCUUUGCUUUUCAAGUCUGAAAAGUUCCAAAGAAUGUCACUGAGGAUUUAUGGCUUCAAACUGCUGAGAGUGUUGGAUUUGGAGAAAAUUGUUCUAGAACAUGGGUUUCCAAAGGAAAUAGAACUACUUGUUCUGUUGGCAUUCCUCUCAAUUCAAUGCAACAUUGAUUUUAUCCCUUCAUCAAUAGCUAAGCUCUCAAACUUAGAAACGUUCAUCUUUUUUAACUCACAUCUAACCAAUCCAAUUUUCUUUCCCAAAACUCUCUGGAAUCUACAGAAAUUGAAGUAUGUUCACAUGACUUCGUAUGGAGGAGUUCUACCCAGUGAAGAUCUUGACAGCUCAACCGUUCUAUACGAGUUGGAUAGGUUUUAUGGAGCUGUGUUUCCUGAUAGUGGCAGCAUGCAGAUGCUAAUUAGAAAGUUUCCAAACAUCCGUUGGUUGAAGUGUCAAGUUUUUCAGGAUGUGGAUGAUCCAAAAGUUCUUGGCAAUAUUUCGUUCCACUUUUUAAGUCAACUAGAGAAACUGCAUCUGUCGACUCGUAGUCGAUCGCAUCCCACUACAUUUGAGUUGAGUUUGCCCACGCAUCUCAAAAAGCUGAAGCUGUGGAAUUUUGCUUUGACUCGGAGGAAUUUUUCAUCCAUUGGCAAACUGCCAAACCUUCAAUUCCUCAAAUUAACUAAUAUAGAUUUCGAAGGGGACACAUUUGAUAUGGGAGAAGGGGAAUUCCCCAAACUUAAGAGCUUGAAGUUUUACUGGCCUGUGAACCUUGUGAGCUGGAGUGCCUGUGAUGAUCAAUUUAACUGUCUUCAGGAAUUGAUAUUGUACGGGUGUGAAAAGUUGGAAGAGAUGCCUUCUUCUCUAGAAUCCAUUACGACGCUUGAAAUGAUUAAGGUCUAUGUUUAUGGCUCGCCAAAUGUUGUACAAAUGGUGAGACGAAUCAAAGAUGAACUGGCCGGCUGGGGAAAUUCAAAUCUCAAGCUCAUUAUUGAACAAGAUGGAAUUGCUUCUUCUCAACCUGUUCGGGGAAUCCCUUGGUCUUGUCUGCUACCUUGACUGGCCGGCCAGUGGCGAUCUUCUUGAGGUGUGCAAAAGGUAGGCUUAAACUAAUAUCCUGUUAGCUAUUUUUGUUUUGCCUCGGUUAAAUUUAAAUUCAGUUGUUGAUAACAGAGAAAAUUAGAGGGUUGGGCGACAAGAUUCUGUGCAAGUGAAGAGGGUCACAAAAACACAAGAAGGUUCAGUUCGUUGAUGAUGCAAUUGCCUCAAAAUUGAUUCCAGGACAAAGAUGAUGUGAUCCAGAAAAAUAAGUGGGCAACUUUGCUUUGGGGCUUCUGCGUUGGCCGCUGAAUACUAGCAGCAUUCUGCCUGUGAUUACUGCUCACUUUUGUUAUUAUAAACGGAGCAGUUUGCUUUUUAGGGACUUGGGAAAUUGUUUUAAAUAACCAAGCCUUUUAGGCAGCUUGAAUUUGAAGUACUUGGCAUUUUCUUAAUUCUCAUAGUUGAAGUUGUCGAAGGUGAUGCAUGACAGGUCUUUCACAUACCAGCAAAUUUUAUAUAGGUCUUUUCGAGAAACUGCAAACUCAUUCAGGAUUUGAUGAUAAUUGAGAACCCUACAGCAGCUAUGUUGUGGUUUCUUAAGGUUCAUUUUUCAUUCUCAUUCUGGUGGCCCCUCUCAUUUAAGAUGGAAUCAAAGCACUGAUCCCUCCCUCCCAAUUUGGCUGAGUUUGUUUGUUUCUUUCUUUUGUGGGAUGUAAAAGAAGAGCAGCAGAGUUAACGAACUACGUAUUUAGUUUGCUCGAGAGACCCUUGCUACUUGGUACAUUGGUUCAAGAAUAUGCAGAUAGCCCAUUUGCUGUGGUCAAUGAUCACUGAAGUUGCUGUAAAACUUUCAUGACUGCAGAUUCAUCAAGAUUGAAUUCUCGUACAUGAUUUACUUAGCAUGAUAUCACAGAUUGUACAUAUAAGUAGUUCUACCAAGCAUAUAAAUUUGCUAAUCAGGAG